Molecule: messenger RNA, 1300 nt
Organism: Aspergillus aculeatus ATCC 16872
Lineage: Eukaryota; Fungi; Ascomycota; Eurotiomycetes; Eurotiales; Aspergillaceae
Product: fungal specific transcription factor domain-containing protein
Exons: 3
Cellular component (GO): nucleus
Source: RefSeq, a predicted model, not a curated record
AUGUAUCCACCACCAGAAGCUCUAGCUCAGCUGGUGAACGUGUACACAGAGAAGGUACAGAGCCAACCACUUCCUCUCUUCGACAAAGAGAGACUCUCCGCUCAGAUCCGACACUUCCCCGACUUCCUCCUGCAAGCCUUCUUGGCGCUCACCUUGCUCUUCGUGGAGCUGCCUUUCUACGGUGACGCCAAAGCGCAAGCCAUCGAACUGUACCUCCGUUCCGCUCGUCCCACGGUCAUUCAACUGGCUGCGGAAGGCACGCCAUCGGUGCCGGUAUUGCAGGCGUUGUGUCUUAUAACCUUGAGCGAUGUUGCUGCUGGCCGACACGCACGAGUCUGGAUGGAUGCUGGGAUCGCGGCUAGAUUGGUCCUUUGUGUGUCCCCCGCCGGCGCAGGGUCUGCUACGGAAUAUGCAUCCACGCGGGAUGAUCAAACGCGAUGUUGCUGGAGUGUGUUUAUUCUUGAAAGGGUCUUCGCCCCCGGUCCGAGUCUCCUACAUAUUGACGACUACCCACUGGGGCGAUUAGGGUAUCCUGUCAGCCCACCACGGCCCCGCUCCCUCAUGGCGAACGACGACGGCUCUGCGCCCAAUGCCUUUGCCAGCAGUGCUGCAGACCUGGGAAUACAGGCAUACUGCCUCCAAGUGACUGGGCUGUGGUAUGAAGUUCUGGGGUACCUGCGACAGCGCCUGGCUAACCCAACCGAUGACCCCUGGAUCGCCUCCUCCCGCCAUCACACGCUGGUUGCGCAGUAUUACGAGUUCGAGACGGGGAUCUCGCAGCUGCACCGAUAUCGGAACGUCGGCUUCCACACCAUCACCUCCAGCGAACUGCUGCAGUACAAGGAGUACUGGACGGCCUGGCUUUAUUUGCAGGUGGCAUUCCACGCUGGCCAAGCCCUCUUGCAUCAUCCUCUCUUCCACGUCACUCAUGUGCGACGUGCAUCGUCCAAGUUCCAACCGCCAUCCUUCCUCCAACAAACCAUAGACCAAGCUCUGCUUCACUCGGGCUGGCCAACGCGCUUGAUCCGAACGUGGGAGAAGCAUGGGAUUGAGAUCAAUGACCCGUUUCUGUCUCAACUUGUGGCGACCGCUGCGUCUAUCCACUGGAUAUUCCAAUUUGCGAGUGAGAAAGCCAUCGCCGACCGGGCACGAGCGGACUUCGAGCAGUGCCAACGCUUUCUGACAGAUCUAGCGAUCCGAUGGCCACACAUUGCUGGAAUGGUAGACAAGCUUGCGUAUCUGCAAAGUCUGUCGGGACACAACACUGGCGCAAGUAGCAUUCCUCCUUUCAAGUGGUCGG